CCGAGCAGACAGCCUUCCGGCACGCAGCUGCAGCCGUGCCAGCCUGUGUCAGGGCUUCCUCCGUUUUGCUGCAUUUUGAUGUCGCGCCGCGGAUGAAACCGACCUCUCGCUCCGAUCUGGUCUCGUCAAACCCAUUCAAAGUUGAACGAUGGCUGACUGCGCGCGGUGGUUUAAGGCAGGUCUUGCGUUAUUGUGUAUUAUUGGUGCAGCUGAAUCUAAAAGGGUCGUCAAAUGUCCUUCAGGAUGCUCGUGCUCCAAGGAGAACAUCAUCUGCGUCGGGACCUCGCAGAUUCCCCGAACCAUACCGAGUGAGAGCAACUCGCUAAGCAUAGUGAAUGGCUCCAUUGCAGAAAUCUCAGAGGGGAUGUUUGCACUCAUGCCUUCUCUUCAGCUGCUGCUCCUUAAUUCCAACUCUUUGUCCACAAUUAAAGACGAUGCUUUCUCCGGUCUGUCUCAUCUGGAAUAUCUAUUUAUCGAAGGAAACAAGAUUGAAACCAUCACUAAAAAUGCCUUCCGAGGUCUACGAGCUCUGACUCAUCUCUCCCUCGCAAACAACAAGAUGAGAUUUCUGCCGAGAGAUCUGUUCUUUGACUUGGACUCACUGCUGGAACUAGAUCUGAGAGGCAACGCGUUCCAGUGCAGCUGUGAGAACAAGUGGCUGAUGACAUGGCUGAAAAACACAAACGCCACAGUGUCAGAUGUCUUCUGUGCAGGCCCCAGUGAUAUGAAGGGCAAGCGGCUCAACGACCUUCCCAUUCCACCGGGCAAAUGUAUUUCUACAGACUUUGUGCGUCACCAGUCCAUCCCUAUUCAGUCUAUGUCAGCAGACAUCUUCUCCUUUAAAGAUGACAUCUUUGUAGCGCUGGCCGCCCCGAACUCCAACAGCUGUGUGAUCAUGGAGUGGGAUCACAUAGAAAUGAAUUUCAGAAAGUUUGACAACAUCACAGGUAAAUCUGUUGUGGGAUGCAAGUCUUUCCUCAUCGACGCGCACGUGUUUAUAAUCGUCACCCAGCUCUUUGGUGGUUCCCACAUUUUCAAGUUUAAUGAGCAACAAAACAAGUUCAUCAAGUUUCAAACCGUCGAGGUCGUCAACAUCUCAAAGCCAAACGACAUGGAGGUCUUCCAAAUGGACGGUGACUGGUACUUUUUGAUUGUGGACAGUUCCAAGGCAGGCCUGUCUACUCUCUACAAGUGGGCCGACCAACCAGAGCGCAAUGAAACUGGUUUCUAUUCUUACCAGUUUCUCCAUGAAUGGUUCCGCGACACAGAUGCUGAGCUUGUUGAGGUAGAUGGGAAGCUCUAUCUGAUCUUAGCCAGCCGUUCCCAAUCACCGGUCAUCUACCUGUGGAACAAGGGCACCCUGACGUUUGUUGUCCACAGUGAAAUCCAAAAUGUGGAUGACGUGGUGUCCGUCAAAGCUUUUCAGGUGGAAAGUGACUUGUUUUUGGCUCUGGCUUGUUACAUUGGUGACUCCAAAGUGGUCAAGUGGGUCAACAAGCAGUUCACUGAGAUCCUGGCUCUUCCCUCUCGAGGAGCAAUGAUCCUUCAGCCUUUUGCCUUCUCAGACAGACACUAUCUCGCUCUUGGCAGUGAUUACUCUUUCACACAGAUCUUCCUCUGGGAUAAUGAGACCAAAACUUUCCACAAGUUUAAGGAUGUUUAUGUGCAGUCACCACGCUCGUUCACAGUGGUGACCACCGACCGCAGGAGUUUCGUCUUCUCCUCCAGCCUGAAGGGGAAAUCUUUGGUGUUUGAGCACAUAUUUGUAGAUUUAAGCUUGUAAACGACAGGAUAGCAAAAUCUGAGUUCUGAUCGAUUGUGUAUGUUUGCUACAAAGGAAUCUCACAUGCUGUAUAAUCGUACUUAUGCAAUCAGACUGAUUACUUUUGAUUUGUUGUCUCUGCAGAUUAUAGAAAUGUCAAGAGUUAACACAGCUUAAAGCAGAUGCCUGGAAAUUUACAGCAAAAGUGAUCUUUGAAAUCAAAGUGCAUGAAAAUAAUGCCAUGGCAAAUCUGAGGAGAGCUGAGGGAAAGGAAGUUGAUUCUGGCAAUAACUGUUGGAUGCUAUAACUUGACUGUUUUGACAAAUUAAUGUACUUACUGCUCAUUAAAUGGGACAACAUGCAGUCUUGCAGACAGAAUGUAAUACUAAUUUCAAACUGGAUUUGGGCAGUUUGUGGGUGUGCCUGUCUCUAUAAACAAAUCUUCUUCCCAAAGAUAUGAAGUGUUUGAGGAUUGUGCCAAAGUUUCAGGUAUUUCACUCACAUUUGAUCCACUAAAGAAAAGGAAAGAAACUGUGAACUCCAAAGCCAUCUCCUCCCACUAACAAAAUGCAAACAUGGUUUCCCCCAUCACCAUAUAAAAAUGCAGUGGCUAAACAGAAUGAGCCUAAACGUAUAUUAAUGCUAAGUUAUGAUAAUGCUACUGAGUGCCUGAUUAAUAGCAAAGUUAUGUACUGAUUAUUUCUAUGCAAAGUGUGUAAAACUGGGUGUUUAUACAGAAUUACAUUCAAAGGUUUUGUGCUGAUAUGACUUGAAUUUUCUUUUGGUGAUGUUUCUAUUAAUCCACAAAUGUGGGAUUCUUCUUUUUGCAGAUCUGUUUGUCUACAGUGUUUCUCACAGAAAAGUUAAUGGUAAUAUUUUGAAUGUUAAACUGAAUUAUUAGUCAGACAGGUGAAAACAAUAAAAUGACAACUAAGCAAUUUGGAUUUGUAAUAAUGCAACGUUUCUUCCAGCAGUUUUCAUGUCUGAACUUGUGAUAAUAUAUAUUUAUCUGUAUUGCACUGCAUUAACCAUGAAGCAACCAUUAAAAUCUUAAGUCCAAUGUAUGAGUUAUUAAAGAUCAUUUGACUGAC
Messenger RNA from Nothobranchius furzeri (turquoise killifish), 2853 nucleotides. RefSeq names its product leucine-rich repeat LGI family member 2. Lineage: Eukaryota; Metazoa; Chordata; Actinopteri; Cyprinodontiformes; Nothobranchiidae. The record is from RefSeq and is a predicted model, not a curated record. Gene Ontology annotation, molecular function: protein binding. Gene Ontology annotation, biological process: inhibitory synapse assembly.